CAUUCUUGAUUUUGCCAAGAAGGAAGAAGAAAUGGAAAAGCCUGAAUCUGAAUUGCUCAUCAAUCAUUUUAGCCACCCUCAUCCUUUGGCACUGGUUUCUUUCAAACCCUCAUCAACCCCUAAUAGAAUAACAUGUUCAGCUGUACCAAACAAGCCUCGGGAGCGAGUUACUCAUGUGAUUCCUGCAAUUAUUGCCUACACAAACCUUGCUCUAAAAUGCCCCAACGUUUUAAACAUGAGGCAGAUAACCAUACCUUAAGUUUGCUUGCUGCUCCUCCCUACCCGGAAGGUGCAUUUGAAUGCAACGCGUGUGGCACAAAAGGUACUGGCUUCUGUUACCGCUGUGAAAAUUGCCAUCUUGAUUUACAUACUGCUUGUGCAUUUCUUCGUUCAUCGGUUAAGUCUAAUGCUCAUGAUCAUGCACUUAAUCUUUGCUUUGAGUCGCCCUACGGAGACAAGGCCUUUAUUUGUGAUAUCUGUGGAGGAUCUGGAUCAAAUCAUUGGCUCUACCGAUGUAAUAUGUGUGAAUUUGAUGCCCAUCUCAAGUGUGCAAAGGACAGCAUAAAGUUACAACCCCAAUCUAGUAUGAAACAAGAUUAUUCUACCUCAGGAAUUCAGAGGCAAAAUGAACCUCAGAUUGUUAAGUCCAGAAGUGUCCCUCCUCCUCCAAUUCGACAGCAACCACAAGUCGUUGCCCAUUAUACUCGACCCACAUAUCCAAUUCCUGUCUAUACAGUUGGGCCGGCACCGUCAUCUCAUCAAUUGCAUCAUUCCUAUACCGCACCCGUCUUGCCUAUCCAUGAAGGGUAUGUCCAACCUGCAAGACGAAACGAUGUUGUCAAGGAAAUAGUUGAGGCUGCAAUUACUGGAAUAAUAGAAGGAGGGGCGCAGCAAAUAGGCCAGGCUUUGUUAGAAGGUGCACUGGGAAACUAAACCAGACUUUAUAUAUGUUCUGCUCUCGGCUCUACUGCCUUAGGUUCAGUUUUUAUUUAUAUAAGAGCGUGUGUGUUCUGUAAAAUUCUAGCAGCUAUGUUCUCAUGAAUUUUCAGGCUAAACUUCUCCUUCGAU
Molecule: messenger RNA, 1068 nt
Organism: Olea europaea var. sylvestris
Lineage: Eukaryota; Viridiplantae; Streptophyta; Magnoliopsida; Lamiales; Oleaceae
Exons: 1
Coding region: 133-933 (266 amino acids)
Source: RefSeq, a predicted model, not a curated record